Trichoderma virens Gv29-8 is the source of this 1424-nucleotide messenger RNA. RefSeq lists its product as uncharacterized. The transcript has a single exon. NCBI's taxonomy places the organism in Eukaryota, Fungi, Ascomycota, Sordariomycetes, Hypocreales, Hypocreaceae. The record is from RefSeq and is a predicted model, not a curated record. The coding region runs from base 166 to 960 and encodes 264 amino acids.
CAUUGUCGGAAUACCUUCGUUUUCCCACACGGCCCUCCGUUUCUCCGCCGCGACGAAGACCCCGCCGUAUCUUUGCACACCAUAUUAGUAGCUGCUGCGGCUCAUAACUCAACCCCCCUCCUCUCUCUCUCUCUCUCUCUCUCUAAAACAACACAGCUUCUCACAAUGAAGUUCUCCUGUACUGCUGCCCUCGCCCUCAGCGGCGGUGCACUCGCCCUACAAGCAGGAUGCUUCUCCCAGCACAGCCAGCAGCUCGCCGAGUACUCCGAGUGCGGCCAGCACGUCUCCCUCGAGUACUGCCUGUCAACCCUCUCCUACUCCGACACCAACGACGACCUCGAGGCCUGCUACACAAACGCCGGAUGCUCCAUCGACGAGGCCGUCUCCGAGGCCAAGAACGCUCUGAAGCGAUGCGAUGAGCUCUCCAACAUGGGAGACCUGAAGAAGCGAUACCGCGGCGUCCUCGGCAGCCCCGUCCAGACGCUCGAGGCCCGAAACCCCCAGAAGGCACCGCUCCCAACCCACUGGGUCCGCGACGGCACCCUCCAGUGCAUGGUCACAUCCACCGUGUCGACGUCGUCUUGCGAUAUUUCCACCAACAAGGGUGUCUUGGUGACGCAUUCGUGUGUUCCCACCCAGGUGGCCAAGGCCAACUGCGCCCCUGGCCUCAUGUGCUCCCUCGACUCCCUCGGCCAGACCGUCUGCAUGAAGAAGAGGAACAACCUCGACGUCGGCGGCAUCAUCAUCGCCAUCAUCUUCGGCACCGCCAUUGUCGUCGCCAUCACUUUCCUGACCUUUGCCUGCUGCCGCGAGAGCCGCCACCAAAAGGCCCUCGAGGCCCGCGCCGAGGCCACCGCCCUCGCCCGAGCCCAGACCAAAAAGGCCCGCGCUGCCGAGACGCGCGCGCCCCUGAUGCGCCAGGAGGGCCCUGAUCCCUUUGCCGACCGACACCAGUCUUAGAGAGCGAGGAGAGGUCGUGGCGCUGGCCCAGCACCAAGCAGGCUUGAGGUGGUCAGGGAGCACGAAACCGGCCACGAGUGGGUUGUGACACCACGGCAUUAAAGGCGGAGGAUCGGACCAGCACAUUUUUGAUGUCUUGCUUUUCAUAUUUUUGUUUUUCGGCGCAAUCAUGUUGCUCUUCGAGCCGUGGGUAACAAGGGACAAAGACUUAAGGGGUGUGGCAAAUUAUGUACCUUAGAAAGCAAUCAAGGUCAAAGGUUCAUGGUAGGGUGGGCAGCGACUUUGCCGCUUUCUUCUUCUUCUUCUUGUCGAGAAGAUAAGCAGGCACGCAACAUUGAAAAAAAGAUUCAGCUAGAGAUUUGAGGCGAGCCUCGGGUAGGAAAUUGGGGGGGACUUGAUGUUAUUUAAAGAAGCAGCAUUGAUUUAGAUAAGGCACUUGAAUUGGACGGACAUUUGUGACUUGG